Molecule: messenger RNA, 1641 nt
Organism: Populus trichocarpa (black cottonwood)
Lineage: Eukaryota; Viridiplantae; Streptophyta; Magnoliopsida; Malpighiales; Salicaceae
Product: F-box/kelch-repeat protein At1g57790
Exons: 3
Coding region: 133-1263 (376 amino acids)
Molecular function (GO): protein binding
Source: RefSeq, a predicted model, not a curated record
CAUGAUUCAAUUGGGUGUACGUAGCAAACAUGGGAAUCAAUAUGGUAAGCAUUACAUGGUUUCUUUUGUCUCUACAUUUUCCUCUCUCUCUCUAAAAACUGAGUUGCCUCAUUCAGUACUAAAAGAGAAGAAAUGGGUGGUAGAAAGAGAAGGAAAGUGAAAUUGUUAUCUGCGAGGGUGGUGGAUGAUAAAAGAAGAACAACAAUGAAUAAGAAAGCAAUGUUGGAAAUGCAAACUUGGUCUGAUCUUCCCAUAGAACUUCUGGAACUGAUAUUCUGUCGCUUGUCGCUAGAGGAUAAUAUCCGUUCCUCCAUUGCUUGCAAGAGAUGGAACACUGCUGCCAUUUCUGUUAGAGUGGUAAACCAUUCACCCUGGCUUAUGUAUUUUCCAAAAUUUGGUAACAUGUAUGAGUUCUACGAUCCAGCUCAGCGCAAGACCUAUUCUCUUGAGUUGCCAGAGUUGUAUGGGUCGAGAGUUUGCUACACCAAAGAUGGUUGGCUGUUGCUAUACAGACCCAGAACAAACCGUGUGUUUUUCUUUAAUCCUUUCUCUCGGGAAGUUGUCAAACUGCCAAGAUUUGAAUUGACUUAUCAGAUAGUUGCCUUCUCUUGUGCCCCAACAUCUAACACCUGUGUAGUUUUUACAGUUAGGCACAUCAGUCCCACAAUUGUUGCAAUCAGUACUUGUCAUCCUGGGGCAACUGAGUGGGUUACUGUUAAUUAUCAAAAUCGCUUGCCUUUUGUGAGUAGUAUUUGGAACAAGAUCGUUUUCUGCAAUGGAUUCUUCUACUGUCUAAGUCUCACUGGUUGGCUUGGUGUGUUUGACCCACUGGAGCAUACUUGGAGUGUUCUUGCUGUGCCACCCCCUAAAUGCCCUGAGAAUUUUUUUGCAAAAAAUUGGUGGAAGGGAAAGUUUAUGUCUGAGCAUAAUGGAGACAUUCUAGUUAUUUAUACAUGCUGUAGUGAAAAUCCCAUAAUAUUUAAGUUGGAUCAGUCAAAGAUGUUCUGGCGAGAGAUGAAAACCCUUGAUGGUAUGACACUAUUUGCCAGUUUCUUGUCAUCUCAUUCAAGAAGUGACCUCCCUGGCAUGAUGAGAAACAGCGUCUACUUCUCUAAAGUUCGUUUCUUUGGGAAACGCUGCAUAUCUUAUUCUCUUGAUGAUUGUAGAUACUAUCCUCGUAAGCAGUGUCAUGACUGGGGAGAGCAAGAUCCUUUUGAGAAUAUCUGGAUUGAACCACCUGAGGACCUCUCAUCCUUCAUUUGAACAGAAUACAAGCGAUGCUUGUUAUGUAUAUUCGAGUUAUGCAGAUCGUGGAGCAUAUUUAGAGUGUUUACUCACUCGCAUUGAGAUGAAGCUGUUCAUUGAAGUCUUAAAAGCUUUAUGAUGCAGUAACACACACAUGCAGCGCGUUAGCCUUGAGGAAUACUGAAAUCUACUCCACACCCCCUAUUUUCUGCCCUUCUAGGAUCUGAAAUUUAAGAUCCAUUGGAAGGGCCACUGUGUAUGAUCAUCUGUGCAUUCUUAGGCAUAUAAUGUGUUCCAAAUAUGUUUCAAAUAAAUAUGUUAGCUAUUUUUUGUAUUGUUGUAUUCCUAAUAUUAUUUACUAGUUUAACGAAGUUGGAAAAGCUUGGUAACUUGAAA